Melampsora larici-populina 98AG31 is the source of this 1908-nucleotide messenger RNA. RefSeq lists its product as uncharacterized. Gene Ontology annotation, molecular function: A2-type glycerophospholipase activity. The transcript is spliced from 14 exons. Gene Ontology annotation, cellular component: cytosol. The record is from RefSeq and is a predicted model, not a curated record. Lineage: Eukaryota; Fungi; Basidiomycota; Pucciniomycetes; Pucciniales; Melampsoraceae. Gene Ontology annotation, biological process: glycerophospholipid catabolic process. The coding region runs from base 1 to 1908 and encodes 635 amino acids.
AUGAGUUCAGUGAUGUUCAGAGCAAGGAAAGCGGACUUGAACGCAGAUUUGACCCCCAGAUUGGAUACCCUUUUUGUAUUCACCAUGCGGAAGAAGUCGGGAUGGAUCCAGGUCUGGGUCACGGUGGGGUUGCGAGUCUUGGUCAAUAUGCAUAAGCCCGAUAUCGCAACAGCAUAUGUCUUACGUCCCAGGGACCUGGCGAUUUCUCAAUCACCUACGGGCGGCUAUGCACCCAAGAAGAUCGUCUGUCCUGCUGAUUUACGCAUUCGGGAUGCUAACAUGUAUCCAUGGGGUUUAAGUCAAGGAGAAGAGGCAUAUAUAUCAAGCAAAGCAAAUCUUUCAAUACCUCUGUGGUCAGAUUUCUUGAAACAAGCUGGGUUGAAGGAUUUUGAUAUUGAAAAUUUCUUAGACAGAGCGACCACAAAUGGAGCCCGUGCUGGUGAUACUGUGCCCAAUGUCGCACUGGCUUUGUCUGGGGGAGGAAAUCGUGCACUAUUGUACUCUUCAUCAAUUUUGGAUGCUUUCGAUUCCAGGAAUCCAGAGGCCAUGAAAGCACGAACUGGUGGAAUCUUACAACUUGCGAAUUAUGCUACAGGGCUAUCAGCGGGAUCGUGGCUCUUGGGUAGUUGGGCGACCUCAAACUUCGAGAGAUUCCCUUCACUCAAUCAAACGGUUUGGGGUUACACCAAGAAAAAUGGUUAUCUCAGCUGGCGCAAUCUGAAGAAGUACCCCAAAUAUUAUUCGGAUACAAAGAAGAAGAAGAAAGCCGGAUUUGCCGUCAGUUUUGUAGACAUAUGGGCACGGAUGCUGGGUACACAGUUCAUUAAAGAUCCAGAAAAAGGCAAGGGCGUGCUCUUCUCAUCUGUAAGAGAAACACCAGCAUACAAAGACCGCAUAUUUCCGUUGCCUAUCUUGGUGUCCCUAUCUAGGCCAGGCACAGGCAAAAUGAUAACACUGCAAAGUCCAAUGUACGAGUUUACUCCAGAAGACUUUGGAAUAUGGCAUCCUCUUUUGAACGCUUCGAUACCUAUGGAAUACCUCGGGAGUAAAGCCUCCGCUAUGAACGAUCAAGCUAUAACUUGCACAAAAGGUUUCGACAAUAUGGGUGUGUGGGAUGAUGCUUAUGACAUUUUCGGGCCCAGUUUCUUGAUGGCACGUUCAGGUGCUUCGAGUAAUGUCUUCAGCUUUCAGGACGGCUCGGAUCCGGACCCGCCAUUUUGGGCAAAGCUCCUGAAGCUGUUCAUCAAGGGUGAAUUUUAUGAGGCAUUGGUUCCAAAUCCUUUUCAAGGAAAAGGAGUUGGAAUGUUUGGCGAUGCUGGAUUCGAAAACACGAAUUUGGAGACGCUCCUACUCGCGGAUGGUGCUAUGGUUGCAGAAAAUCUCCCACUCUUCCCUCUGAUACAGCCUUCCAGAAAGGUCGAUAUCAUAUUUGCUAUAGACUCGACUGUGGAUGGACAUCCAUUCCCCAAUCCAAACGUCCAUGGCUAUCCCAAUGGCACCGCCUUAUAUUUGACUUCUCUCAAGCUGCGACAUCCUAACUACCAAGGGUACCCGUUUCCAAAAGUACCAAGCGCAAUAGAUGGCAGCUUUACUUCCGCCGGCUAUGAAGAAAGGCCAACACUGUUCGGAUGUGAAGAUUCCAGCGCCCCCCUGAUACUCUACCUUCCCAACCAUUUUGUGUCAGCGCAAACAGACAUGCCAACCCUGCAAACGGACUACACUUGGCAAGAGAUUGAUGGAUUCUUUCAAAACGGAUUCUAUAUUGCGACUCAAUCCAACUCAACAUACGUUGAUUCUGAAUGGCCUGCAUGUUUAGCUUGUGCGAUGAUCGAAAAGCAAAGGAUUCGGAACUCACAAAGCCGAACCGAACAAUGCUCUGCUUGCUUUAGUCGAUACUGUGCUACAUAA